AUGGACGAUACCCGUAUCGACAGCGAAGUAAUGAACGGGGACUCUCCUGUCGCGCAUGCUUUGAGUAACGUGGAUGUUGCUCCCGACGACGAGGUUACCUGGGCUACAAUUACGGACAUUGCCCUCAAUCACAUCUCACGGGUAACAAUGCCUGCUAUGCAUCCGCAAGAUCUGGAUGGUCUCGCGUGGCCACGCAACUUGCCUCGCGUCGACUCCCCGGCGAAGGGCCCCUCACCUGUGCAUCGCAUCGUGCUCGUCAAUAAAGAUGCGCAUAUACCAACACACGCUCGUCACCCAGCUACAGCACACUACAUCGUGCAAGCUGUAGCAGUUCUCUAUCCCGCUCUCGUACAGCGACCGUCGCAAUCGUAUACGCCGUACUUACGCAAAUGGAGAUGCCCUCAGGCCGGCUGUAGCUACUCCGAAGACCUCGCUUAUCUUUCUCCGGCCGCAGGCGAGUUCGUAUGUCGCAUCGCAGCUUCUGCGCUGGAUUCUACCUUCAUUGCGAACGAACUCGCUUCCGACUUCGCCAUGCUCGUCGACGGGCACUAUCGCGCGCGUCGGGAGUUUGCGAAGCACGUCGUGGACAUCGUAGGCCUACGUCAUUAUGAGUCCCAUCUGCAAGACAUUGGUCUGCGGUGCUUGAUUCGCGGACAGACUCCUGAAGGUUACGUACGUCGCCCGUCCUUUCUGCGUCGUUGA
Messenger RNA from Peniophora sp. CBMAI 1063, 702 nucleotides. NCBI's taxonomy places the organism in Eukaryota, Fungi, Basidiomycota, Agaricomycetes, Russulales, Peniophoraceae. The record is from the annotation of a GenBank genome assembly.